Messenger RNA from Prunus persica (peach), 2119 nucleotides. Its product is annotated as rust resistance kinase Lr10. Gene Ontology annotation, molecular function: protein kinase activity; ATP binding. Gene Ontology annotation, biological process: protein phosphorylation. The transcript has 3 exons. The coding region runs from base 183 to 1961 and encodes 592 amino acids. The record is from RefSeq and is a predicted model, not a curated record. Lineage: Eukaryota; Viridiplantae; Streptophyta; Magnoliopsida; Rosales; Rosaceae.
UCCCCUUCCAAUUUCCAAGUCAACUAGCGUGUUAAACACAGAAUGAACUUAAUAUAUUGUGAAGCAAGAAUGGAAGUAAACAAUUCAGCAGUCUUGUUCUGAACUAGAGAAGUAGAUCCUUUUCUUUUUUGUUUUCCGUGGUGCUUUAGUUCUGGCUCUUCAGUUCAGCUGGGAAUUUCUCGAUGGCUCCCGUGGCUUUGUUUAUUUUCUCUCUUCUCACUCAUCUAGUGGUUCUUCACUCUAACGAAGAGUUGAAAAUCAACAAAGGCUGUCCUCCCGAAGAAUGUCAGACGCAUCUUCCUGAAUGCGACGGGUUGUUCACAGUUGAUUGUUCUGAUCGAGAUAAUCCGAGGAUCCAACUGAAAGAGGAAGGAUACUGGCAUGAAUUUGAGAUCAUCCCUGAACCAAAUAUGAUUUUGAUCAAUGACCGCAAGCUUGAGCAGCGUUUGAAAACAAAUUCCUGCAAUGAUCAAGUUUUCAACGACUUGAGUCUUCCCGGCCUUUCUCCAGUCUUUGAUGAAUUAUUCGCACCCAAUCUGACCCUCAUCAAAUGCAGCACCCCACUCCACGAUACAGAUCUUAACUACGGCUGCAGAAAUCAUAACUAUAAUUACUAUACUACUUCGCCUGAUCAUAGUUUACCAAGUCUCCCACCAUCAUGUUCCGUGUUUCAGAUGCCCAAGGAUCCAUAUAAACCUUUCUUCAGUCUUUCUGCAUUGACUACUACGUUUCAACUUCUAUUUCGAGUAAGAGAAGAAUGCCAUGUUGACAAGGGAAAAUUUAAGUGUUCCGUUAGAGAAAAAGGAGAUAAAUUGGGAUUGACGCUAGGACUAGCAGGUGCAGUUGCUGGUCUCAUGGUUCUAGUUGUUAUUGUUUGCUGCUUAAAGAGAAAGUUAGCAUAUGAUAGCUUUAUUUUCUUCUGGAAGAAUCAAGGCCAAGAUCGUCAAAUUGUUGAGGCCUUUCUAAGGAGCUAUGGGCCACUUCAAGUUAGAAGAUAUAGCUAUUUGGAGGUCAAGAAAAUGACCAAUUCCUUCAAAGAAAAAUUAGGACAAGGGGGCUACGGUAGUGUAUACAAGGGAAAAUCAAAUGACGGCAGUCUUGUAGCGGUGAAGGUCUUGAGCAAAUUAAAAGGUAAUGGAGAAGAAUUUAUGAAUGAAGUGGCAGCCAUUAGUCGCACUUCCCAUGUCAACAUUGUCUCCUUGUUGGGCUUUUGUUUUGAGGGUUCAAAAAGAGCUCUCAUCUAUGAAUUCAUGCCUAAUGGAUCACUUGAGAAGUUCAUAUUUGAUGCAAAUACCCCAAAAAUAGAUCAUGGUCAUCACUUGGGAUGGGAAGCAUUGGAUCGAAUUGCCCUUGGCAUUGCUCGAGGAUUGGAGUAUUUACAUCGCGGUUGCAAAACAAGAAUUCUGCAUUUUGACAUCAAGCCUCAUAACAUUCUCCUUGAUCAAAAGUUCUUCCCAAAAAUCUCUGAUUUCGGCCUUGCUAAAAUAUGUAACAGGGACGAGAGUAUUGUGUCAAUAAUGUGCACCAGAGGUACUGCCGGUUACAUUGCUCCAGAAGUAUUCUGUAGAAAUUUUGGAGGGGUCUCACACAAGUCAGAUGUGUAUAGCUACGGGAUGAUGCUUUCUGAGAUGGUUGGAGGAAGAAGGAACAUCAAUGCAGAAGCUGAAGAUACAAGUGAAAUAUAUUUUCCACACUGGAUUUACAAGCGUCUGGAACUGGAUGAAGAACUUGGUCUGCCGAGUAUCAUGAAUGAGGAAGACAAAGUAAGAGCAAGGAAGAUGGUAAUAGUGAGCCUGUGGUGCAUACAAACAGACCCUUCAAACAGGCCAGCGAUGAAAGAAGUGAUAGAUAUGUUGGAAGGCAGUGUUGAUUGCUUGCAGAUACCACCCAAGCCUUACUUGUCUUCUCCUCCAAAAUCCCCCGCAGGUUCUUCUACAGCUACAUUGGUCUCAAUACAAUAGAACGUCCCCUGUAUUUUACUUGAACACUUCCAUGUUUAUGGAUAAUGAACUGUAUGCUUAUGAAGUUUGCUAGGUGUGGAUCGAACAUGUGGACUAUUUUAUUAGUGUUGCUCAUAGGGCCAGUGACUAGAAUAUAAAUCGGUGAAGUGCCAUUGAGU